CUAUAUGAAAUACAAUAAUUGUAUUUAUUUAUUAAAAUUAUUUUACUUGCCUGUAUUACAGUAUUUUGGUUGUAUAGUAUACAAAGUACUACAAUAAAAAUACUACAACAUGAGUAAUAAAAUUGUCGAUAAAGUUUGUACGAUAUGUGAUGGGAAUAAGACAAUUUGCAGAAAUUUUGGUGCCAUUACUUGCGAUUCGUGUAAAUCAUUUUUCCGGAGAACUGCACUCAUAACAAGGCCAUUGAUCUGUCCCUCGGAUGGUAAAUGCAAUAUAACCACAGCAACGAGAAAAUGUUGUCAAAAAUGUAGACUUAAUAAGUGUUUUGCAGUCGGAAUGAAAAAAGAGUUCAUACGUGAUGUGGAGGCAAAUGAGUUAAGAAAACAAUUAAUUAAAGAAAAUAAACAUAAAUCUCAACAAAAUAAUGAAAACAAUUCAGUUGACAAACCUAUUGAUAAUUCUGUGGACAAUGUCAUCAACGAUACAUCAAAUGAGACCAAACUUUCUGAUGAGACAUACGCUCAAGAAAUCGAGACAUACGCUCAAGAAAUCGAGGCAUUGAUCGAAGACUCGCUUAAUAUCAGCGAUGAAGCACUCAGUGAACAGAUUAUGGAAAUUGAAAGUUAUGUCAUAAAAGAUACAAACGUUGAAAAAGUGGCUCAAAAUACUAACCCUUUAGCAGUGAUACCUAUUUUCAAAGAGAUCACAGACUAUAACGGAAUCAAUCACUUGGAGUCCAACCGGAUAUCCGAGUUGUUGAGCGCAUCCAAUGUUAUAAACUAUCCGUUUUCGUCAAACAUAACCGAAAUAACAGAUUAUGACUUAUUUGUCCGGUUAAUGGCACCGGGAAGUGAUACUUACGAUGAACAUACUACUAUAUGCUUUCCCAUUGAAGUAGUAAAACAUCGUAACAUGGAAAUAUUCAACAAAACCAAACCAAUAGUGGACCGACUGUUGACUGAAUGGCAACACGAUUCUGUUAUUAUGGAAUUGUUAACAGCAAUUAUAAUAUUUAAUCCAAACGCACCGAAUGUAACA
This is a messenger RNA of Oppiella nova, 1036 nucleotides long. NCBI's taxonomy places the organism in Eukaryota, Metazoa, Arthropoda, Arachnida, Sarcoptiformes, Oppiidae. The record is from the annotation of a GenBank genome assembly.